Molecule: messenger RNA, 1356 nt
Organism: Pseudocercospora fijiensis CIRAD86
Lineage: Eukaryota; Fungi; Ascomycota; Dothideomycetes; Mycosphaerellales; Mycosphaerellaceae
Exons: 2
Coding region: 1-1356 (451 amino acids)
Cellular component (GO): methionyl glutamyl tRNA synthetase complex
Molecular function (GO): tRNA binding
Source: RefSeq, a predicted model, not a curated record
AUGGCUGCCACUCAGAUUGACGACAAGGUCAAGAGCCUGAUUGCAAAGAGCUUUCCCAACGCCAGCGAUCAAGAGAAUGAGCCGGCAAAGUUGUCUGCUGCCAUCUUCACAUCAGUCGAGUACACACCAGCAGAGAAGACUGAGAUUGAGCAAUGGUCCACAACCGCCUCGCAUCUUGCAUCGUCGAACGAAGACGCAGCAAAGACUGCCGAGCGCCUGUCGCACCUCAACACACAUCUCGCAAGCCGAACCACCAUUCUCGGGAGCAAGCCCUCCGUGGCAGAUGUAGCCAUUUUCUCCCGAUUAGCUCCAGUGGUCAAGGACUGGUCACCCGAGCAGCGAACCGGCGAGCAAGGCUACCACCACAUCGUUCGACACCUCGACUUUGUCCAGAAUGCCGAGCUUUUUGGUCUCAAGCUGGAUGCAGGCGAGAAAGUGGACAUUGACCCAAGCAAGGUAGUGGCACCGAUCAAGCCAAUUGACGCAAAGGCGGAGAAAGAGCGCAAAAAGAAGGAAAAGGCAGCUGCAGUGGCGGCAGGCGCAGAUAGUGCGGCAGCAGCAGGAGGAACAGUCACAAGCGCAGCGGGCGAGGAUACGAAGACGGCUGAGAACCAGAAGCCGAAGAAGGAGAAGGCAAAGGAUCGUGGGGAGAGCAUAGCAGCCGCCGUUGGAGCAUCAACACCGACCGAGAAGAAAGAGAAGCCGAAGAAAGAGAAACAACCCAAACAACCAAAAGCACCCGCAGCACCAGAAAAGCCUUUCUCGCCUGCUCUCAUCGACCUCCGAGUUGGCCACAUCCUAAAAGCAGAGCAACACCCCAACGCAGACUCCCUCUACGUCUCCACAAUCGCAUGCGGCGACGCACCAGGCACCGACAAUACCUCAGAAUACGAAGGCAAAGUCGUCCGAACAGUGUGCUCAGGCCUCAACGGCCUCGUGCCACUCGGAGAGAUGCAAGGCCGAAAAAUCGUCGCCGUCUGCAAUCUCAAACCCGUCACCAUGCGAGGAAUCAAAUCUGCAGCUAUGGUCCUCGCCGCAUCACCACGCGUUGCCCCAGGCGAAGACGAUCACCAUGCCGGACCAGUCGAACUUGUGACCCCACCUGCAGACGCUGAAGCCGGUGAGCGAGUAUAUUUCGAAGGCUUCGAGGGCGAGCCGGAGCCAGUCUUGAACCCGAAGAAGAAGGUGUGGGAGGAGAAUCAAGUUGGGUUCACGACGACUGAGGACAAAGUCGUGGCGUUUGAGCCGACCAAGGUGGAGAAGUUGAAGGAGAGUGGGAAGACUGAGGUUGCGAAGUUGAGGACGAAGCAGGGUGUUUGUACGGUCAAGACGCUUACGGGUGCUACUGUGCGGUAA